This is a messenger RNA of Aricia agestis (brown argus), 2317 nucleotides long. RefSeq names its product kelch domain-containing protein 3-like. Gene Ontology annotation, molecular function: protein binding. Gene Ontology annotation, cellular component: Golgi apparatus. The transcript has 7 exons. Lineage: Eukaryota; Metazoa; Arthropoda; Insecta; Lepidoptera; Lycaenidae. The record is from RefSeq and is a predicted model, not a curated record. The coding region runs from base 68 to 1627 and encodes 519 amino acids.
CCGCAACGCACGCACGUGCCCCCGCGUACUUCGGAUUGUUGUGUCGGGAUGCUGGGACACCGAUGAGAUGUGGUCCGUAGUUGAGAGCGGCGGCGCGGGUCGGGCGGCGCCUUGCGCGCGCGCCAAGCACUCAGCGACGCUGCUGGGCGAACACGUGUACGUACUGGGCGGGCGAGGCGCGGGCGGCUCUGUACCGCUGCGGGACUUCUGGCGGUAUAGUCUAGCGAGCGGUAUCUGGGAGCGGCUGGGCGCGCGGGGGGAACCGCCACCGUCGCUGCAGGAGCACAGCGCGACAGCGCACGGCACCCGCCUCUACGUGUUCGGCGGCGAGGCAGGCGCGCUAUCCGCUGAGACGCCACUCUGGAUCUACGAUACGCAGACAGAGGAAUGGCGCAAGCUACCAGGCCAGACGACGUUAUCAGCUCGGGGGCGGCGGGGGGCAAAGGAGCGGGCUGGGCUGAGCCCCAAGGGGCGGCGCGGGCACUCGGCGCACGGGCUGCGCGACUGCCUGCUCAUCUACGGCGGCUAUAAGGAUCUGCGCGGCUCCACUAAUGAGCUGUGGGCGUUUCACUACGAGUCGGAGUCAUGGCAGCUGGUGCGCACGGCGAACGCGGGGCCGGCGCGCCACCGCCACGCUGCGGCGCUGCUCGGCGCGCGCCUCUACGUGCACGGCGGACAACACGACUUGCGCGCCUCCGCUGAUCUGUGGCACUAUGACACUGAAACGCGUGUGUGGACGCAAGUGCGUCCUGGCGGGCGCGGCGCUCGCGGGGCGUGGCCGAGCGCGCGGUGCGGGCACGCGGGGCUGCGCGCCGGCGCACACCUCUACAUCUUCGGCGGCGAGAGCGAUGGCCGCCCCUGCCGCGAGCUGUGGCGCUUCCACUUCGCGACGGAGACGUGGGAGCAGAUGGAGUACGCGCCGCAGUGGCCGUCGGCGCGCGUGGACGGCUGCGCCCUGCUGGUGGGCGGAGGGGGGCGGGGGGAGUCCGCGCCCGCGCCCGCCCGCCCGCCGCGCCCUGAGCCGCCCGCCGGCUUCCUGCGCGAGAUCUCCAAGCUGUCGAGCUUCCGGCGGCGCGGCACGCGGUGCGCAUACAGCGUGCUGGCGCCCGAGCGCGACUCCACUGAGAGCCUCGAGCGCUCGGCGCUGGCCAAGUCGCGGUCGGCGCACGCCAUCGACGCGACGCGCUGCGACGUGGCGCGCGACCGCACCUCGGUGCCGGACUUCGCGGACGUCGCGCUGCCGACGCCGGUGCUGACGCCGGCGGAGGCGGCGCGUCUCGUGUACCUGGACUCGGAGGAGGAGGAGGAGCUGCGGCGGACGCGCGCGGUGCGCUUCACGCCGGCGGCCGGCGAGGAGGACACGUCGGACUACGCAAGCGCCGAGCGCGUGUUCCGGCCGGCGUCCGGCUUCAGCAACCCGCACUACCUGGGCCCCGACGUGGAGGGGCUGGGCGCGGCGCUGACGCCGGACUCGGGCAACGGCGACAUCGAGCUGCGGGAGCUGCGCGGCGGGCGGGCGGCGGGGGGCGGGGGCAGGCUGCACCUGCUGCUGGUGGGCGGGAAGGAGCCGCCGCACGUGGCGCUGCUGCAGAGCCCGCUGUCGCUGUGGACCUACCGCCUGCUGUAGCCGCCCGACACCAGUAACACUAGUGACUAGGACUAGCGUCCGACACGGUGCCGUGUUUCAGUGCAGUACACUCACGGAGCGACCCCACCGACUAACGUAGUUCUGUAGGAGUACGGUAUGUUUCUGACCGUCGUGGAAAUAAGAGGAACAGUAGCGUUACUGUUAUGUUCAAAAUUAACGGAACUAGUGUUCUGUAGAUAUUAAUUCGUCCUUUGGAGCUCAAAAUUAAAAAAUUGAUUCCCUCCAAGUUGCGACUAUCGCGAUAAAUCUCUUCAGCGUUUCUAUGAGGUAUAGAAAACACAUUUUAUACAAUUAAAACUAUCUGACCUUGCGUAAAAGUUGACAAUUAUUAAGCGAAACCGUAUUUCAGAAACAUUUGAACAAUUUAUGAAGAAAUUAGGAUCUAACUCGGCUCGAUUUGACGAAAGAAGAAGAAAGAAGUUGGUAAUAUUUUCUCUGAAAUACGAGCAAUAGCCUUCCUUGGUAAUUGGUAUCGUCACUUCCUUUGUGUUAAAAUAGUAUAAAGAAAAAUGUUCUUUUUGAUUAUACUAUCAGAGAAUUUGAUUCAAAUGCAGAUGCUGGACCUAUCGCCUAUGUUAUUUGGUCGCAUUAUGUCCAACCCAUAUCCGACAGAUCAUAACUAACUAAUCCGACCAAACGACGUAGGUCUGCCAACUACCUAUGAAUCAA